GUCCUCUGUUUCCAUCCACACAGGCACACAGCACGCGCGGACGGCGCCCCUCCCUCACCGCGCAAAUGGCAACCUCCUUCCCGGCCACGACCGCCCCUCCUCUCGUCGCGCCGGAGACCCACCGUGGGCACGGUGCCGGGAUACGCCGCCUCUCGCCGUCGCCGUACUGCUACCCGCAUCUCGCAUUGUCCUCCUCACUGUCCGUCUCCUCCGUCGCCGCCUCUGCUGGCUCCCUCAAACCCAAGCACAGGGGUCUGAGACUUAGGUGCCGUGCCGCGGAGGUGGCGCCGCCGCCGGCGCGGGGGAAGGCUCCGCUCAAGGUGAUGAUCUCGGGAGCGCCCGCGUCGGGCAAAGGGACGCAAUGCCGCAUGAUCGUCGAGAAGUAUGGUUUAGUUCACAUAUCAACUGGGGAUCUUCUGCGAGCUGAGAUGGUGGUAUCACGACUAUCACAACAGGAUGUACAAGAAAGAGGGUGGCUUCUUGAUGGUUACCCAAGGAGCUUCAGUCAAGCACAAAGUCUUGAAAGUUUGAAGAUAAGACCAGAUACAUUCAUUGUGCUGGAAGUUCCUGAUGACAUUCUAAUCAACAGAUGUGUUGGAAGACGGCUGGAUCCUAUUACUGGGAAAAUUUACCAUGUAAAAAACAUCCCCCCGGAGAAUGAGGAGAUUUCUGCCCGACUUAUUACACGUUCUGACGAUACAUUUGAGAAGGUUAAAUCGCGUCUUGAUACAUACAAGCAAAAUUCUGAAGAUAUUCUUCCUACAUACUCAGAUUUGCUUAAUCAGAUUGAUGGAAAUCGCCCAGUUGAAGUCAUUUUUCAGGAGAUAGAUUCCCUAUUACAGAAGAUCUGUGAGAACACUUCAGAAAACAAGUUUACCCAAACAAAUGGAAGACCAUCUGAUUUCGUGGAUACAGGUUUGAAAAAUGAGUGGCGUGGAAUUCCGACAAGAUUGAAUAACAUUCCACAUUCCAGGGAAAUUAGGAAAUACUUCUAUGAUGAUGUGUUACAUGCUACAAAACAUGCUAUUGAAGACAAAAAGACUCGGUUGCAGAUAGACAUCAACAUUCCUGAACUUAACCCUGAAAUGGAUGUUUAUCGCAUAGGAACCCUUAUGGAACUUGUAAGAGAACUUUCUCUAUCCUUUGCUGAUGAUGGAAAACGUGUCAAGGUGUGUGUUCAAGGCUCCAUGGGGCAAGGUGCAUUUGCUGGCAUCCCACUUCAACUGGCAGGAACCAGAAAAAUUUUAGAAUUCAUGGACUGGGGUGACUAUGGGGCGAAGGGUACCUUCAUUAAUAUUGGAGCAGUAGGGAUGCGGAAAAGGCAUCUUCAGGAUUCUGGGGUUUCUUAAGUGGUAUAUUGUGAGGCAAGUGGUCUACUAUAAAAUGACGCCAUCCAUCUUUCUUGGUAUUAUUUGUAUCAAAGCUUAGAAUUGAAUGGAAGAAGCAAAUUUGAAAACUUUACAUUUUCCAAUCUGAUACAUCAGCUAUGAAUGGAAUUGUUGAUCCGUAGGUUUAGUAUGUUUUACCCAUUCAGCCUUUUUGAGUGCACCGCCUAUUUUCCCCGUUCCUUAGAUUCUCCAGCCAUAUCCAUGUUGAUGUAAAGUUUCACAAGCAUAUCGAAGGAUAAAAUGGCUACUAGAGAUUUUUUAUCAGCUUAUUAUCUAAUAUCAGUACCUUACUCUCAUAGGUUGAUGGCUGGUAUGCAAUUUUACAAUAUGCGGGAUUCAAAAUUUCAUCAGACUAUUUUCAUGUUUGAAGAUUCUGUUCCGAACUGCUUUGCAUUAGAAUCCUUAAUACCAAGUUAAAUAGUUGGAAUAAUGAAACUGAAGUUUUUUGUUUCUAGUCCUCCAUUCUGAAAGAUGAAUGGAACCUGCAUACUUAUGACUUGAUGGUAUCACAAAACUACCAUCUUUGUUGCUCCGAAUGCAGGGUUUCUUUCUUGAACUAGUGAAGAUGCAUGAGCCAUAGGCACAUAUUUUGAAAAAGUUAUGUGAAAAAUAAUUUGAUUACAUCAAAACGACUACUAAAAAGUUAGCUUCUUUAUUAAUGCCGAGCAAUUCAUUCCACUUAAAAAUUACUACAUGAGGAUUAAAUAUUAUUCCAUUACACACGCACAACAUCUGGUCCUAGAUCCAUCCAUCCGCAACAAAUACAAUUGUCACACAUCUGCUUGUCACACUGCAUUUAAAUAAUAUUCUUUCAAUUCUAUUUGUUACUGUAUAGAAUAAUACGUGGCCGUUUUAUACGUGAACCGUGACUAAGCUUGUGCAGGUAUGUGUGUGUGUAUAUAUAUAUAUAGUAUAUGGCGAGGCUAAAAUGCAACAAGGUGCAUUUGUUACCCCGGUUGCACAGACCUCCUGGUUGCGUCCGUGCCCCGCGCACCGUGCGCGCCCCGCGCCCCGCGCGCGCCUCCCGGCCUGCUAGCGGCCCAUGGGAUGCGUCAUCCCCCCGCACAUGGGCCCGUGACAGCCUACAAGGUCCGCCUGGCGUGGCCUACCGCGGCAGAGCGCCAAAAUGCAACACCGGUUAUAUACCAAUUGCAAACAUUAAUGUUGUUCAAUUGCAACCAUGUGCGAUGUCCUCGAGGAGGGGCCGUCCGGACAAAAUAAAUGGGGUGCUGUGUUUUGAAUGGAUCGAGGAACAUCCGAAUCACCCCAAUUCGCCGCCGCCGCUGCCAAAAAGCACCCCAAUCUAGUUGGAGAUCCACCUGUGAGACAUGGCGCCGCCGCCGCUGAUCCCACCUGCAUCCCCCGCCCCAGCACCCAAUCACGAUUCGCAGGCGCUAGUUCGCGCAGUUGCAAUUGCGGAUUAUACGGCAGCAUACAGAGCUCGGUGCUCCACAGCGGAAGGAGCAAGUACGCCGUUGUCUAGGGUGUCGUUGCCCCCCGUCGCCGCCCCAACGACAACCCUGCUGUUGUAGUAGCUCCUACGCAAUACCCCGGAGCCAAUUCUCCUAAUCCCCUCCAUCACAUGUCGACGCUAACGCCACCCGCGGCACUGCCUCCAGGAGCCCUGCAGACUUCAGAAGCUACGCAAAUUAUCUACCUGGAUCCUAAUAUAGCCCCUGUGUUUGUGCCAAGAGUGAAGCAGGUGUUCCCUACAAAGAACGAUGCAUAAAUGUUUUAUAGGGACUAUGCGAAGCUAGCUGGGCUUAGUAUAAGGACAGCCAGAACUAGCAAAGAAACCAAUCAUUGGGUGUGCUCUAGGGAGGGGUGGCAUGAAGGUAAAAAGGGGGAAGAGCCCAACAAGACGGAAAAGGGAUCAAAAAGAUGCGGUUGCCCUGCAUAUGUCAAAGUAAAGCAUGACAAGAAGCAGGGGUAGUGGUACUUUGAUCAUGUGCAUGAAGCCCACAAUCACAAACUAGAACCAUCUCCUAGAAUGACAAGAUACAUGCCUGCACACAAGAACAUGGAGGAAGGCAUGUGUGACAUAUUCAAUAUAAUGACAAGAAAUAGGGUUCCACAUCAAGCAGCAUUGAAUGUGAUGGCAGAUCUGUAUGAUGGUCGGCAUAUGUGGGGUUUUACGUAGGACAUAAAAAAUAUGAAGGCGGAGAAAGUUAGGGAGGAAAGAGACGAUGAUCUUAACAAGCUUCUGCAAUUCUUCAGGGAGUGUAAGGAGAACAAUGAGCACUUCUACUGGGAUGUGGAUGCAGAUCCAAAAACUAGGUUGCUGAAAAACAUAUUCUGGAGCCAUGCAAGCCAGAGGGCUGAGUACAGAGACUUUGGAGAUGUCAUUACAUUUGACAUGACACACAAAACAAACAGCAAGCACAUGCCGCUAGCCAUGUUUGUUGGGGCAAACAAUAAAUUGAAGAAUGUAUCAUUCGGGAAAGCAAUGAUUGGUGAUGAAACAACUGGAUCAUUCAAGUGGUUGUUUGAGACCUUCAAGAACUGCAUGGGUGGUCGGCAGCCUUAUGUGAUCCUAACAGAUGAGGAUCCAGCUAUGAGGCAAGCAAUAGGGAUGGUACUUGACAGAACACAACAUAGAAACUGUCGCUGGCACAUCCUGAGGCUGUGGGAGUAUGAGCUGGACCACCUGUACGUCCAACACAAGAAUAAGAAUUUGAAAGAAAGAUUGGAAUCUUUGAUAAAUUAUCCACUUGGGCCAAUGCAAUUCGAGAUCGAAAGGAUAAGGCUAGUUCAUGAAUGUGGCAUUGCUGAAAACCCCACAAUAAAAGUCCUGUGGGAUAAGAGGGAGAGGUGGAUAGUAGCUUACUUCAAGGGGAUGUACUGUGGGAGAAUGACAUCGACACAAAGAUCAGAAAGCCAAAACAAGGUCCUUAAAGAUGGCUAUGUUAAUGAGAGUACAAGCAUGCACAUGUUUGCUAAAAGGAUGCUGGACACACUUCGACAUGCAGACCACAUGGAUGCCGGCGAGACACACUACGCCCAGGCUGAGCUGGUGCGAGCGUGCAAAGCAAAAUUUGAUGAGCAGCUAAGCAGGCUAUACACAAGGGCUGUAUACCAAGAGUACAAGAAGCAGUACAAUAAUAGUACAACAUUUGUGACUGAGCCUAAUCCAGAUCCAAGAGUGAAGAAUGGAUGGCUAGUGAAGCAUGAAAAUGGGGAAGGGAGUUUUUGUUGGGCCCAACAUGAGUUCAAGGUGGUUGCAGAUAAGGAAGCUGGUGAAUACAGCUGUGAAUGCAAACAGUGGGAACAUAUAGGGCUGUUCUGCAUGCACAUCAUUAGAGCCUUCACACAACUUCAGGUCAGGAAGAUACCAGAGAAAUACAUACUGAAGAGGUACACUCGUGAUGCAAGAGAAGAAGUUAUGUGGGAUAGGCACGAUGGUGUGCGGAUCGGUGCACAAGCAAGCAAAGAGCAGUGCAGGACGUCGAAGCUGCUACCUAAACUGAUGAGGCUUGGAAAAGUGGGGAGUAAGUCAGACCGUGCUUAUGAAGAAACCAACAGGCAGCUGGACAAGAUUACUCCGGGUAUUGAAUUAUUCCCGAUAAGUGCAGAUGAUGAAUCAUCGGACCCUGCCCCAUCAUCAAAUGGGUCAGCUGUAACAUCUGGAGGUGCUGACACUAAUUCACCACCGUCAUCAGCCCUGUUACAUGCUGGGGUGUUGCUAAUUGAGCCACCAGUGUCUCGCACAAAAGGCAGGGCCUGGAAAACAAAAGAAAAAUGAUGUUGAGGCUCCACUUAAUGGCACCCCACUAAGCACAUACACAAGAGCGAACUAUGGUGAUAGGGAAUGCAGCAGAUGUGGGGUUCGAGGUACGCAUUACAGCACAACAUGCCCAAUAAACCCUGAUCGAAGCAAAUCAGCAGAAAUGUGUGCAACCAAGAAAAGUACCAAAAUGAAUGAUGGCCCCCCGAGGAAGAGUGGACGGCCAAGGAUCGUGAAGGAUCUGCGUGAGGGAGAAGAUCUGGAUAAAGAUGAAUGGCCUGUGACACAACAUGGCAGUGCUACAACCAAUGGAGUGGGUGCAGAAAACAGUGGACGUCGCCAAAGAGCUAAACGUGUAAACUACCAGGAAUGACGUAGUGUUGGCGCUCCUUAAGUACCCAUUUUACUAUAUGAUUAGGAGUCGUUUUGGUAAAUUCUUCGGGAUGAUUCAUGUACUAACCCGCCACUUGGCACCCGAACUUGACCGUUUUCGAUUU
Molecule: messenger RNA, 5609 nt
Organism: Panicum virgatum (switchgrass)
Lineage: Eukaryota; Viridiplantae; Streptophyta; Magnoliopsida; Poales; Poaceae
Product: probable adenylate kinase 5, chloroplastic
Exons: 19
Coding region: 3541-5130 (529 amino acids)
Biological process (GO): nucleoside triphosphate biosynthetic process; regulation of DNA-templated transcription
Cellular component (GO): cytoplasm
Molecular function (GO): ATP binding; nucleoside diphosphate kinase activity; zinc ion binding
Source: RefSeq, a predicted model, not a curated record